AGUGACAAUAGACAUGAUGAAUGAACGCACUUGAACCAAUUUGCUCUCCAACUAUCAAAUCAAUUUGAAAAUGAAAUUCCUGCCUAUAACUAUUUUCUUUAUUUGUUUAUUACUUAUUAACUAAAAUACUUUGCAGUUACAGGAUUUUUUAUAAUUGGCUAUCAAAAAUCUCCCGAGCUAUCAGACACACAAAAAUAAAAUGACUGAUACAGACAUAAAAGAACUUCGGAAACAAUGCAUUGCCAGCCUAUAUUUAUGCACUGACAAUAUCUGUAAAUAUUUGGAUGAUGAAAAAAAAGCAGAAUUUGAUAAACUCAAAACUCUUGUUGGAGAAUAUUGUUACCAGGAGGCGCAGCAAGAAGUUGCUAUUCAAGCCCUAGAGAAAGCCAAGAGGGAAACUGACUCUGAUGUAGAUAGUUUAGAGAGCAGAUUUAAAGAGAACCUUACAAGCUUAGCUGGGAAAAGGGCGGAUGUAAAUAAACACCCUUUCAUGAUAGAAAUCAAUAAAAGAUAUCAGCAAGCACAACAAGUUGCUAGACAAAACUUGGACGAAUCUGAUUUAGCUAUAACUGAAACACAGGAUCGAUACAUUGAUCCAAUUACAAAGAAACCUAUAGAAGACCCCGUGAAGAACACAGUUUGUGGUCAUAUCUAUGAAAGGGACUCCAUCAUGAAUCUAAUCAACAGAAAUAACAGAACUAAGUGUCCAGUGGCUGGAUGCGGUAAUAAAGGUCCCAUAAAGAAACAACACCUACUGUCUGAUGAGGAGUUGAAGUUCAGAAUGACCAUCACACAGCACUCUACCAUGAUUCAGGAGAGAUCAGUUAUGAAUUUAGAUGACUCUAUGGAGUAGUCUUCCCAUGAGAUAAUGAAAGUGUCAGCUCCAGAUAUUAUGAAUGUGAUGAAGAGGAUGACGAAGAAGAUGAACUAUCGUAGCUGUCGGUGACGCCAGAUUGAAUUGUGCUCCAGUGAUGAGUGGGCUCAGUUUUUAUGCAUCAUCAUAUGAAAAAUAAAUCAUGUUAUUAUGAUGACUUCUAUUUGUCUGAAUAUUAAGAAAUGGGAAGGAAUAAUGUACCUAUUAAUAAAAAAAAUC
Messenger RNA from Amyelois transitella, 1093 nucleotides. Its product is annotated as E3 SUMO-protein ligase NSE2. The coding region runs from base 200 to 853 and encodes 217 amino acids. The transcript is spliced from 5 exons. Gene Ontology annotation, cellular component: Smc5-Smc6 complex; nucleus. The record is from RefSeq and is a predicted model, not a curated record. Gene Ontology annotation, biological process: double-strand break repair via homologous recombination; protein sumoylation. NCBI's taxonomy places the organism in Eukaryota, Metazoa, Arthropoda, Insecta, Lepidoptera, Pyralidae. Gene Ontology annotation, molecular function: SUMO ligase activity; zinc ion binding.